Coregonus sp. 'balchen' is the source of this 5695-nucleotide messenger RNA. The record is from the annotation of a GenBank genome assembly. NCBI's taxonomy places the organism in Eukaryota, Metazoa, Chordata, Actinopteri, Salmoniformes, Salmonidae.
CACCUUGCAUUGCACACUGAAGUUACUGUCCCACAGCUCUGGAUUCUUUUUUUCUUGCCAAGAAAUGAAAGAGUGGCAUCAGACCUUUUUGCUGUAGUGGAAAGUUUUCCCCCUCUGAUAUCCACAUCAGUAGAAUCAAGAAGAGGAUUUGAUUUUUCUUAAUUUUCUAAGGAUGGGACUCUACCAAAGCUUACCCUAAGUUCUUUAAUAUAUUUCAACUUUUCUGGAGGAGUUUUAUUUUUCGGGAGUACAAAUAUCUCUUUCAUAGAGGAUUUAAUCAUAUUCUAACUUUUAUGUAGUGUGAAAGAAUUUGAGUAGCCAACCAUGCUGCUUGGUUUACAGCCCAUCACUAUAAUUUAUUUAACCAGUGAAGAAGUCACCCUUCUAGCAGGAAUCUCUCCAUAGCAUUCAGUUCUGAGAAUACUUUUUUUUUUAAACACUUAUGGACAGUGAUUGUAUUUCAUUUGCUCAGAGAUGGCUCUCAGAGAAGAACAUGAACAAAUAUACACUUUUCAAAUUAUUUGAUAGAACUUUGCAAUGUAAGACAUGGGCUGAGCUCUUACAUUUACAUUGCAUUUUUGUAAUUUAGCACUCUUAAAUUGUAGUUGUAUUUCUUUUUCACUAUUAUUUGGGUUAUUUUUUUAACGUGUUAGAAGUUUUUAAAACAUACAUUCUCUGUUAAAGUUUACAUUCUGGGAGUUGCUAAAACAUUCGCCAGUGCGCAUUGGAUUCCACACAGGUCCUCAGUGCGCAUUUGGACUGCACCGGACAGACACAGACUGAAAGAUUCCUGAAGAUUUCAUAUGGAGCCGAGUGAGCCCGUUCACCAAUCUGACCACCGGACUAUGUGGCUCACCCACCUCGCCCUGCUGCUGCUCCGGCUGGCGGUGUCCGCGGAGGGGCUCUCCACCUGUCAGUCAUUUAGCCUGGAUGAUCAGAAGUCCAAGCGCAUCGAGGCCGUUCGCGGUCAGAUCCUCAGCAAGCUCCGCUACCGUAGCCCACCGGAGCCCCCAGCACCGAGCCCACAGCCAGAGGCUGUGCCCGCCGAGGUGAUGCUGCUUUACAACAGCACUCGGGAGCUGCUGAAGGAGCGUGCGCGCCAGGCCGAGUCCGCGUGCGACCGGGAGAGCAGCGAGGAGGAUUAUUAUGCAAAAGAGGUUCAGCGCAUUGACAUGCUUCCGCAGCGCACAGACAUCAGUGAGUGGAGCCUUCCACAAUUAUAAUUUCAAUAUAUGUCGCAAAUCAAUCGUGGUCCCUUUUUAUGUCAGUGAUUUAUUGAAAAAAACGUUGUACAGUACUAUAACGCAUGCGUAAUGGUCUCCAACCACCAGCGUUGGAGAGUAUCACGUACAUCUAAUCUGAUUACAAAUUGUUUUUUUGUUUUGUUUUUUUACAGAUACUUUUGAAAAACUACAUGAUUACUUGUUGGAUUACUUUUAAAUUCAGAAAGGAUGUUCGCGGAAAAAAAUACAUCAUGACACCUAUUUGUUUUCUCAAUGACGUUCAAUUCAGCGAGUCUGACCACAAGUCAGGGACCACUAUGAUGAUACACUAAAUGCUUUUGAUGGAUCCUUUUUGUCUUCUUCUAAUGCCUCUUAAGGGGAAAGUAAUCCAAAAGUAACUUAAAGUAAUCCGAUUGUGUUACUGAGUUUGGGUUAUCCAAAAGUUACAUUACUGAUUACAAUUUUGGACAGGUAGUAACUGUACCGGAUUACAUGUAGAAAGUAGCCAAUUCAACCCUGCCAACCACCUUGCCAAGUUGUCAGCCAUUUGUCAGAUACCUCUAUGACUUAGGAUAUGUGUGUGAGACGCUCUGAUAGGCUAUACAAUAUUUUACAUAUACUGUAGAUUGCAUAUUUAUGAAUUAAUUGAUAUCCAGUUAUUAGACUUUCUAAAAAGUCGUAUAUCUCUUACCACUCCCAUAGAUGCAGUGAACCCUCCAGUCCCCAGCCCAUAUUACAGAGUGGUGGGGUUCGAUGUGAGUGGUGUGGACAGGAACUCCAGCACCCUGGUUAAAGCUGAGUUCAGAAUCUACAGAGCACCCAACCCCCAGGCCCGCACCUCAGAGCAGAGAGUAGAGAUCUAUCAGGUACUGAUAACAUUACACUAUCGCUUACCUGCACCAGGUACACCCAUCACAAUACCAUAUACCCACUCCAGGUAUCACAAUAUCACAGAACUGCAACCAAGUAGAUACAGUGGGGUCUGAAAUUAUUGACAAGCUUCAUAAAAAUGAGCAAUAAUGAUUGUAUAAAAUAAAUAAUGAAAAUACUGAGCUAAAUUGUAUGCAAAAAAAGGGGAAAUUAUAUUAUUUUAUACUAAUAAUAGUUGCUCAGUGAAAGAGAUUUUGUUUAACACAUAAUCAUUUGUUUCUCUCAAAAAGGUAGGGGUUGAACUCAUUGACACCUCCACAAAUUCUUAUAAAUAAAGUAGUCAAAAGUUUAGUAUUUGGUCCCAUAUUCCUAGCAUGCAAUGACUACAUCAAGUUUGGACGCAUUUGCAGUUCAGUUUGGUUGUGUUUCAGAUUAUUUUGUGCCCAAUAAAAAUGAAUGGUAAAUAAUGUAGUGUCAUUUUGGAGUCACUUUCAUUGUAAACUCUCCCUUGUACCAGCUGUGAACUGAUGUUCAAGAGCAUAUCUACAGAGGGUUAAAAGCUAUAUUUUGGUUCUCUUUGGUUCUCCCUCUAUGUCUCUGUCAGGUGAUAAAGCCAGAAAAGUCAACAGGCCCUUCGCAGAGAUACAUCGAUUCCAGAACUGUUCGCCCACGGACCAAGGGGGCGUGGCUCUCUGUGGAUGUCACUGACACUGUGAGGGAUUGGCUGGCUCAUAGGGGUAAGUUGACAAGCACAUCACAUGGCUCUAUACCCCUUUAUCUACUUAACAACAUUUUAGGUGAUUUUGGGGUCAUACGUUAUGUUACAGUGGUCAUUGCAGACAAUUUAGAGGUAUAUAUUGGGGCGCAGCAGUCUAAGGCACUGCAUCUCAGUGCUUGAGGCAUCACUACAGACCCCCUGGUUCGAUUCCAGGCUGUAUCACAACCGGCCAUGAUUGGGAGUCCCAUAGGGCGGCGCACAAUUGGCCCAGCGUCGUCCUGGUUUGGCCGGUGUAGGCCGUCAUUGUAAAUAAGAAUUUGUUCUUAAACUGACUUGCCUAGUUAAAUAAAGGUUAAAUAAAAAAAUAAAAAAUAUUUGUUUUCUCCUCUCUCUUUGUCCACCUCUCACCAUCUCUCUACCCCUACUCCAUCCUCCAUAUCUCUCUUUCAGAGAGGAACCUGGGUUUGAAGCUGGGUGUUCACUGUCCCUGCUGCACCUUUGUUCCCUCCACCAACAGCAUCGUGUUCAAUAAGAGCGAGGAGUUGGAGGCGCGCUUCGCAGGUCUGCUUGUUGUAACAUAGACAUAGACACAUAACAUAUGGCUCUUUUUAUUUAUUUUUUAAAUGAUUGAGCUUCUCAACUCACUUACACACAGCAUUCUGGUUGAGAAAUGUUCCCAUUAUGUGUCUCAAUGAGAUCACUCAAUUUUCCCACUCACAGCGAAAACACACCAACCCUUUCUCUCCUUCCCCACUCUCCCCCACUUCUUCUUCUCCCUCCCCUGUCCCUACUCUUCUUCCUCCAUAUCAUACUCCCCCUCUCCUCCUCCUCCUCCCCCUCCUCCUCCUCUUCCCCAGGUCUGGAUGAUGAGCUGCUUCAGCAGCAGGUGCGGAAGCCGGGGUCAGGGCUGGCUAAGGGCCAGGUAGAGUUUAGUACCAAGACCCCCCAUCUCAUCCUCACCCUGCUGCCAAGCGACAGGGUAGACAACCCGGGCAAGAAGAUCCGCAAGAGGAGGGCCGCCGCAGACACCACCACCUGCUCCAGGUAGGGGAAGCACCUCUGAUCCAGAAACCAAAAACCUACAUUGUUAUCUACAACCAUAGAAGACACUUAUCAGAGGAUUCUCUUUAUUUUGGUCUUUGAUAUACAGAACUACACACAUUUGUUCACAUUAUUGAUGAUCGUUGUAUUGUUGUUAUUAAUCUAUUGGAGGCUUAUAGGGAGUCUGCUAGGCUUAUAGUCCUGAAACUGAUUAAGUAGGAUAUAUCCUGUGCCUGUGUGGAUCAGAAUGAGAGAGUGUUUUCUGUCCAUCUCUCCUACCUGUUGUAGGAACUCAGACGCGGGCUGCUGUCUGCGAUCGCUCUACAUCGACUUCCGCCGGGACCUGAACUGGAAGUGGAUCCACGAGCCGAAGGGCUACAAGGCCAAUUUCUGCUCUGGCAGCUGCCCAUACCUCUGGAGCGCUGACAACCACUACAACAUGGUUAGUUAACCCUCAACCACUACAGUAGCAUAAAUGUGCUAUCACCUCAGUCACAGUCAGGUCUUAUGGCUUAAUUGCCACACACUCACCUUUACAGCAUGGCUCUACGAGUAGCUGAAAUGUCUUGUCAUCUCAGUACCCUGCACAGUCUGUUGGUUACACGUCACAGUGAUCCCGCAGAACCAUAUUGUUCAACACAGUAGUAGGGUUAGAUGUAAGUACUUAAAGGGAAAGUUCGACCAAAAUGACAUUAGUUUCCUUACCCUGUAAGCAGUCGGUGGAUAUGUGGUGGUGUGACAGUAUUAUGUGAUGUACUGUUUUCUUUUGUUUUAUGUGUAAUAUAAGGGUGUUACUGUGUUUGGACCCCAGGAAGAGUAGCUGCUGCCUUGGCAGCAACUAAUGGGGAUCCUUAAUAAAUACAAAUAUGGACAAGUUAUGACAGUAUUCCAUGCUUUGGUUUAGUUUCCCUGGUACUGUUUCCACAUGCUGUUUUAGCAUUUGUGGCACAAAUCCCAUUCAAGUCACACAACCGAUAUUAUCAUUUUUCGCGCAUCACGUUCAAAUCAUCUAUAAGUGACUUUGUUGAGCUUCACAGUCAAUUUUAGAUACUUUCGGAUGGUUUGGACAUGACGUGCGAAAAAUUCCAAUAUCGGUCCCAUGACUUGAAUGGGAUUUGAGCCACAAAUGUAAACAGUGCCAGGGAAACUAAACCAAAGCAUGGAUUGCUUUCAUAUCUGGUCCACUGACUGCUUACAGGGUAAGGAAACCAAUGUAUCAUUUUGUAAUUUGGGUGAACUCUCUCUUUAAGUAAUGUUUUCAUUGUUGUUGUGGUAUUUCAUGUGGUACUUUCUCUCGCCCUCUCUCUCACACAAACACACAGAUCCUGCCGCUGUAUAACAAGCUGAACCCUGAGGCGUCUGCCUCUCCAUGCUGCGUACCUCAGGACCUGGAGCCUCUGACCAUUGUUUACUUCAUGGGCCGAACGCCCAAGGUAGAGCAGCUCUCAAACAUGGUGGUCAAGUCCUGCAAGUGCCGCUGACACAGGAGCCCAGCGGAAGGAGAGGGGGAAGGUGGAAGAAAAGAGCUGGACAAAAGGAAGGAGGGGUUUGACCAAAACAACAACAAAACUUGUGGUCCUUAAGCAAAAAGGACAGACUGACCCUCUCUCUAUAUAUUCAACCCUGCAUUUCACUAUGACACAUUUUACACAUUCAGUCUGGCACAGGUUGUAUUUUUUAAAUUUCACAAGCAUGAAACUGAGAAAUCGUCUUCAGCUGUGGGUCUUUUCCCCACUUUCAUAAGGUCAAAAAUACUGUAAAUAUCUUAUUCAUUGAAAGCUUUAUUAAAACUUUAUUCACAUUUUCAAAAUCUGAUAUUAAAGUGUUUUGAUUGGAAAUACAA